Molecule: messenger RNA, 1579 nt
Organism: Acaromyces ingoldii
Lineage: Eukaryota; Fungi; Basidiomycota; Exobasidiomycetes; Exobasidiales; Cryptobasidiaceae
Product: Abi-domain-containing protein
Exons: 5
Coding region: 67-1092 (341 amino acids)
Biological process (GO): CAAX-box protein processing
Cellular component (GO): endoplasmic reticulum membrane
Molecular function (GO): metalloendopeptidase activity
Source: RefSeq, a predicted model, not a curated record
CCUCGGUUUCCAUCCCCCCCCCCUCUCUGAAAGAACAAGCCAGACAAGGGCGCCUGCGACCAAACGAUGGGCAUCUUUCACCUGCCCGACCCUUUCACAGCUGCUCUGAGCCCUGUAACGGCCGCAGCCGCCUCAUCGGUGCUCACGCUGUCCUAUGUCGGAGGCCUGUAUGUGUCCACGCGCACGCGGGUCGGUCGGAGCCAGAAGGAGGGCGCGGCGCUCAUCAGCAGAGACGAUGCCGCCGUCGUCAAGGCGCGCAUGAAGACAGCCAGCGUCGUCUCGCUGGCUUCCUUGGCUGCUGCCGGCGCGAUCUUGAACAACGGCGGAGCUUUCAAUGGCCAGCAUCCCCUCAUCGCAACCUUCUCUACGCUGCGCGCUCUCGGCAUGCCGUUGCCCGCCCCGUCGAUUCUCCACUCCAAUACCCUUCCCUUCACCCCGUCGGUGACGCUCUUCAGUCUGCACCACGUCCUUCCCGCUGUGCUCUCCCCACUGCUCCUCACCUCGACGCUCUUUCUUGGGCCCCUCUACGUCUGCUUUCUUGACCGAGAGCUGCCCGGCCAGCGCAUGUUCAACUACUCGACCAUGGUCAGAGCGCGUUGGGACAACGUCUGGGGGCUUCGAAACUACGUCGUGGGACCGCUGACAGAGGAGGUCGUCUUUCGGGCCUGCAUUCUGAGCCUUCACUACUUUGCAGGCAUCAAGAACAAGGCCUUGCUCGUCUUUGCGACACCCAUUUACUUUGGCGUUGCGCACCUACACCACGCCUACGAGGCAUAUGUCGAGUCGGGGAGGACAAAGGAAGGCCUUAAGAGGGGCCUUCUUCGAGCCGCCGUGCAAUUUGCCUACACGAGCGUCUUUGGCUGGUACGCCAACUUCCUCUUCCUGCGGUCUGGCACAAUCGUGGCGCCCCUGGUGGCCCAUAUCUUUUGCAACAUUGCCGGCUUGCCUGCUCCGGCUCAAGCUGCCGAGCGCUUUGAAAGGAGAAAGUGGGCCAUCUACGCGACACACGCUCUGGGCAUAGUCGCAUUUGGCUACAAUCUCUUCAAGUGGACAGUCCCUGGCCUCUAUGGCGGAUCACUGUUCUGGUCCUAGCCAGUCAGCCAGCCAGCCAGCCAGCCAGCCAGCCGUCAGGAGAGAAAAAGACGAGACACCAUGAUGGUGGCUUGGCUGAGAGUGGAAAAACUGAUCUCCACUUUGGUCGUCCCUGACUUCUAAUUGUGACCGAGCUAGAAGGAAGCGCAAGCAGGGCGCGCGCGGCCCCACUGGCCGGCCUCGGGUUCCGAUUUAUCUAUGUAGCUGGGUUAUACUCUCCCCGCAUCUGAUGGGUCGGCAAGCUUCUGCCUGGUCAAUGUAAUAAUGUCAGAGGUAUUUGUGUGAAAUACCUUCCUUCUCCUCUCUCUCUCAUCCUUUUCCUGCCUUCCUCCCAACCCACGCCAUGGCUUCAGCCCUAUUUCCGCUCAUCGGCGUCGUCUUCUUGGGCCUGGCCAUCCUGCUCCAGGUGAACGUCGUGCCCGUUGUCCGGCACACGCUGGGCGUGGGCCAAGCGGUGCGGCCCGUCAACAAUGGACAAUGCCAAAAG